AUGGAAACAAACCCAUAUGUUUUUAAGAAUUUAAUACAUAUAUAUGAAGAAUAUAUAAACCUGAUAAUAAACAGAGUAAAGGGAUACAAAGUAUUAGUACUUGAUGAUGAAACAAAAGUGAUAAUUUCUUUGAUAUUUUCACAUUCUUAUAUUUUAGAGAAAGAAAUAUUUUUGACACUAAAUUUUAAUGACAUUAAUAUUUUUGAAGAUAUAAAAAAUGGUAAUAAGAGUGCAGGUGGUAGACAACUAGAGGAAUUAAGUUUUCAAAAUUAUAAAAUAAAAAAUUUAAAACAUUUGAAAGCUAUUUUUUUAUUACGGCCUACACAUAAAAAUAUAUUAAAAUUGAUAAAAGAGCUCAAAAAACCCAUUUUUUUAGAAUAUUAUUUAUUUUUUACAAAUAUAUUAAAUAAUAGUUAUAUAGAAAAACUAGCAAAAGCUGAUGAAUUUGAAUGUAUAAAAAGUGUUAUGGAAUAUUAUAUUGAUAUUUAUGUAUUACAUGAUAAGUUAUUUUCUCUAAAUAUUGAUUAUAUAUCAUUUUUAUAUAAGAAUGAUAAUAAAGUGCUAUUAAAAAAUAAAAUAAAAAAUGUUAGUGGCAAUAGUUUGAAUAUGAAAAGAAACAUUCAAUUUAAAAGUUCUAAUAAUAGUCUUACUUUUGAAGAAUUUAAUAAAAAUAAUGUAAAUUAUAUCAACUUUAAUUAUUUGGAAAACGAUAAUGAUGAUUUUAAUAGCAAAGAUUUACAAAAUCAAGAAGAUGUCGGUUCCAAUAAUGAAUCAAAAAAUAUGUUAUAUGAACAUUUGUUAGUAAAUAGAUUAAUAGAAGGAAUGUUUUCUUUCUUAUGUUCUAUUAAACAAGUACCAGAUAUUAUAUAUAAUAAACAUUCAUAUGUUUGUAAAUAUAUUAUAGAUGCUUUAAAAAUGAAAAUGUUAAAACACGAAAACAUUUUUUCAAAUAUUUUAGAAAAUUAUGAAAAUUAUGAUAAAUAUACAAAAACAAACCCAAUGGAAAAUUAUAAAGAAAACAAUUUAUUAAUUAAUAAAAAUAUAGAUGUAAAUACAGAAGGGAAUUGUUGUUAUAUGGUAGUACUUGAUAGAAAAGAAGAUCCUAUUACACCUCUUUUAAUGCAAUGGACAUAUCAAGCUAUGCUACAUGAAUUAAUAGGGAUAGAUAAUAAUAAAAUAAUUUUAGAUUCUAAUAAUAGUGAAGAAUCUCAAAUAGUGAUGUCUAGUAAUUAUGAUGAUUUUUAUAAUGAACACUUAUUUGAUAAUUUUGGUGAUUUAGGGCAAGCUGUACAAAGUUAUGUAGAUGUGUAUCAAAAAGAAACUGCUCGUAAAAGUAAAUUAGAAUCUAUUGAUGAUAUUCAAAAAUUUAUAGAAGCAUAUCCUAAUUAUAAAAAACUUUCAGGGAAUGUAACAAAGCAUGUUAAUAUUUUACAUAAAUUUUCUGAACUUGUUGAAAAAAGAAAAUUAUUUCAUAUUUCUGAGCUUGAACAAUCUAUAGCUAUUUAUCAAAAAAAAAUGGAACAUUUUAAACAAGUUAUUGAAACUGUCAAAAAUUAUUCAUAUACUAAUUAUGAUGCAUUACGGCUUUCAUUGUUAUAUUCUCUAAAAUAUGAAGACAAAGAACAUAUAGAUAUAAUAAAAAAAGAAUUACAAAAAAGAAAUAUAGAAAAAGAUCAAAUAUCUUUGAUUGACUCACUUAUGAUUUAUUCUAAUGAUAAAAAUAGAAAAAAUAAUAUAUUUAAAGAACAAACAUUUCUAGAUUAUGCUAAAACAACUAUAACUCGAACUAUUAAAGGCGCCUCAAAUGUUUUUACUUUACAUAAAUCAUAUAUAUAUUAUUUAAUUGAUGAUAUUAUUAAAUUUAAAUUAGAUACAAGCAUAUAUACCACUACCAAUCUACUUAAUAUUGCACCAAAUAUGAACAAACAAAUUAAUUCGAUAAUUGUAUUUAUCAUAGGAGGUGCGACAUAUGAAGAAUACAGAGAUGUUCAAGAUUUGAGCAAAAAAUAUAACAUAAACAUUGUACUUGGUGGUACGCAAAUUCAUAAUUCGCAAUCAUUUUUAGCAGAUGUGCUUCAGUUAACUAAAAAAUAG
Messenger RNA from Plasmodium berghei ANKA, 2094 nucleotides. RefSeq names its product vacuolar protein sorting-associated protein 45, putative. The transcript has a single exon. Lineage: Eukaryota; Apicomplexa; Aconoidasida; Haemosporida; Plasmodiidae. Bases 1 to 2094 code for a protein of 697 amino acids. The record is from RefSeq and is a predicted model, not a curated record. Gene Ontology annotation, biological process: intracellular protein transport; vesicle-mediated transport. Gene Ontology annotation, cellular component: Golgi membrane.